AUGGAGGAUCGAGAAUUACGUCGCGUGUUUCAAGGGGUGUUUCCCGCCGACCAGUUACCGCGUCAUCCCUCCCACACCACUCAUGCAGCUUACAUCGUCAAUACGGACCCUGCAGGGGAACCCGGACAGCAUUGGUUAGCCCUCUGGACAGAGAAGAACGAGUGUGAAGUCUUUGACAGUUAUGGAUUGCCCUUGCACGUGUACACAAACCCUGACUUACACGCUUGGUGGGCUCAAUGGAAAUACUUGACCAGAAGUGACCAGACGAUACAAGCCCUUGACAGUCAAACCUGUGGUCAUUAUGUUCUGAUGUUUCUCAAAGCCAAAGCGCGAGGAUGUACGUUUCAAGAAUUUCUGUCACGAUGGAAUAGUUAUAAUCUAGUGAUAAAUGAUAGGAGAGUGGCUCAAGAUUUAAAACGUUUGAUUAAAGAAGAACUUUACGAUACACUUAAUGGUUCACCCAGUAGGGGUCAAAGCAGUGUGAGUCGAUGUGCUUUUUGUGCCAUUCAGCGUGUUGAAUGAAUAAAAGAAACGCAUGUGUGAAAUUUGUGUAGUUGUAUCAUGCUUACGCGGGGUGAGCAUCAAAGGGUGGUGGACGCAUUGGCGUUGCACAAGGUGUCUGUGUAUAUCCAAUACGGUGAUCAAUCCCUUGACAUGUCAUGCCCAUGGAAUGAAUCGGAUUGGCAACAAAUUCUCAUGUUUGCCAGAUCCCACCGCUGGAGGCAACUGAAAUGGUAUUUGUUCUUGCAUUGUGAACCCUUCUUAAGGGAGGUCUUGGAAAAAUUGAUUCAGUCAGUCUCACCCCGUCUGUAUCAAGAGGUGUUUUGUCAUGAUCACACGAAGUGAUCAUCAACGAGUCUUUGAAGCGUUCGUCAUGGAAGAAUGUUUGUAUUUCUUACAACAUCCCCUCGAAAUGUUUUUCCAAGUACCAUGGGAUGGGGUGCACUGGCAUCACGUAGUCGAAUUAGCUCGACAAACUCGAUGGUCUGAUCUGAAACAGUAUAUGGACACAAUGGGUGUAACCUAUUUAAGGGAAGAGAUGGAAUUGGUAAUCGAGACAGUAUCCCCUCGCUUGUAUCGAGAAUAUUGGUCAGUAUGCCCAAACAAAAACGUCGUCGUAGAAGGUUAAGGCGUCCUUUUCGAGGGGGUGGACUGUUAACGGUCUUGUCAAAAGCCGCCAAAAUCGGAUAUCAACUGGGUAAAAGCAAACGGUACAAACGCAUGGGUGCGAAAGGGGUCACGGGUCAUUACAGGCGACUUCGCGCACCUUGGGAGGUUUGAGAAACAAGGUAUAAAAGACAACAAACACACUUGACAGAAGAGAUGAUUCGUCAACCAGCCACCGCAAUUGUGGCCGGACCUUCGGGCAGUGGAAAAAGUGACUUAGUGGAACAAUUGUUACGAGAGAAGAAACUCUUUUCACCCCCUCCCAAAAAGAUGGUGUAUUGUUAUGAUCGUUGGCAACCAAGGUUUGAGAGAAUGCAACAGCAGGACAAGAUUCGUUUUCAUCGUGGAGUACCGGAGGAAGGUGCAUUGAUCAAAUGGUUUAAACCUCAAGACCAUGGGAUAUUGGUGUUGGAUGAUUUAAUGGAGGAAGGUGGAAGUGAUAAACGCGUGUUGGAUUUAUUUACAAAAGAUUCUCAUCAUCGGGGAGUAACCGUGUUGUAUCUUUCCCAAGAUUUAUUUCCACCGGGUAAAUUUUCCAAAACCAUUAAUCGAAAUGCUCAUUACUUGGUGGCCUUCAAGAACCCCCGUGAUCAAACCGGCAUUCGUACAGUGUUAUUACAAGCCUUUCCAGAACGAUGGCGCACCGUCUUAAGUCUCUUUCGACGAUUGACUACACGUCCCUUUGGCUAUUUAUUGUUGGAUCUCCAUCCUGCCUCGGAUGAUCGCUACAGAUUGUGAAGUCAUUUGACCAAACGAGAAGGGCGACCACAGAUGCAUACUUUUAGAGAGGACAAAUUAUUGACGAGAGUAGGAAAACCCUAUAAAUAAACGCGUACACCUACCUUGAAUCAUUGCGUUCAUCAUGGGCAGAAGAACCAAAGGCAAACGUAAACAAAGAGGGAUUAGACGCCGUCGUCCACCUGGUGUGGGGUUUCAAAAAGGUGGUAUUGUUCCCUUACUCGCCCUUGCUUUACCAGCUCUAGCCGCAGCAGGGAAAGCAGCUGCUCUCAGGAGUUUAGGGGGGUGCUGCCAGUUAUGGUGUCAAGAAAGGAUUGGAAGCAGCCACUCGUAGACGCCGCCGGUAACUAUAAAGACCGUAUCAUGACACGAAAAGAUGACAGAGAGGAUGGAGGGACGUAUGAGUCGACAAGCUCCGUUUUUAAAAAAGUGUACUCAACGAAGCCAAUGCUCACAAACGUCAACAGCGAUUACGGUAUGCGAAUAUUGAUCAAAUCAAUGCAGUGAGUGAAUUAGUCCUGAAUACUUUACGUGGUGUUGUACCUCAAGGAAAGUUCACCUUGAAGAGAAUGAGACCUCAUGCAUCCGCGUUACGAUUCAUUGCCAAUCCUAGAAAUUCGGCGAAACGUCGACGACACACCAUGAUUCAUCAAUUAGGAGCCGGCAAUCUAGUAUGGAAAGAAUUACAUCGAUGCUAUGAGUGUAGCCAGCGCCUAUAUAAAUAGCGUGUGUUUUCUAACCGACAUGCUAAACCAAGAUGAGACCGCAACUCGUGGACAUGUUGGUUCGCUUACUGCAAACGUUACGGGCUAUUCUAGUGACGCUUAAAGAACUGAGAGAGAUAAUGAAACAAAAAGUGACCUGGGCUAAACUCAAAGAGCUAGUAACACGGUUUUUCCGACGAGUAUAAAGCAGACCACACCUACCUAGAGGUCAAUCAGUCAAGAUGGUUGAGGACAUGAAAAGUAUCGCCGUGCAAGACUCAGUUGCGUUUUUACGAUUACGAGACCAUUACAAAAAUGACUUGUUGGAAGACAGUCGUUUAAACAAAGCAGCGGAACUUGCAGCCACACAUCAUCUCUUGUUAACGAGUCCAUCCUCAGAUGCGUGGAAACGACCUCAGUUAAAAGCUGUCGGCAGAGAACUAAGACAGUGGACUAAACGCGUUCGUCAACCAGGUGGAAGUCGUGUGGGAGCGGGUGGAGGAGAUGUUGAGGAAGAGGAUGAGGAUGAAAUGAAUCUAGCCGCAGGACCUAUGCACACCUUGUUGACUAAAUUAUUACCAUCCCGAAAACGUAUAAAACAGACCCCCUCAUCUCCCUAUCCAGUUGUUACUACAACAGCAGGCGUGAAAAGGAAAGCGUCUUCAAGUGGUCCAACGAAACGCACGUCUAAUUUAUCCAAGUCCUCUACUCCUAAAGGACCAGGGGCACCGAAAAAGAAACGAGUCUCCUUAGCCGUCACGCCCAAAGGAAAAAAACACCUAACAAGAAGCGACCGUAUUUUACACCACCGAAAUCCACCCCAGAACUAAUAGGUGGAGAAGAAUUAGCUGAAGAACUUCCUAUCUCAGGGGCUUUGGGUGAGCAACCGUGGAGUACACCCAAGGAAAUUGCCCGCAACGUGUUUAAAUCGUUCCGUCGUAAAUCCAGAAAAGCUGACGUACAGAAAUUGAAACCAGCCGCAGGUUGGAAACCAUUUGGAACCCCCCUACAACGACAACUUUAUGGCAAGGACUACUCGUAAACGCAAGACCUCUAGUAAAAGGCGACGUCGUCAAUGGGGAGGAAAGUUGGAUGUUCAGAAAUUGUUGAGCAAGACUGGGAUCGAGUUCCACAUCACAUCAUAUCAGUACGCAGGGCCUGGGACCCAGUUGACCAAACGUUUAGCAAGAGGGGAUCCUGGGAUAAAUCGAUUAGACAAAAUUGCUAAACAGCACGAUAUCGCUUACAGUAAAGCCAAGAAUUUGCAAGAUAAAUGGAAAGCUGAUGACGUCAUGAUCCGUGCCAUUGAUCGAUUGCCAGGCAAGAAAAAAUUGACUGAAAAAAUGGUGAAAAAAAUCAUGGAAGCCAAGAGACGUGUUAAGUUAUAA
Messenger RNA from Porites lobata, 3997 nucleotides. NCBI's taxonomy places the organism in Eukaryota, Metazoa, Cnidaria, Anthozoa, Scleractinia, Poritidae. The record is from the annotation of a GenBank genome assembly.